AUGGCCAAAUGGCUGAACAAGUACUUUAGCCUGGGCAACAACAAGACCAAGAGCCCUCCGCAGCCGCCCCGGCCGGACUAUCGGGACAAGCGGAACGGAACGGCGGGAGCGGGCGGCGGAGGGCAUCACAACCACAACCACCAUCACCACCACCACCACCACCACCACACGUCGCCGUGCUUCCCACGCCACGACACCAGCGACCUGCUUCGCGCCUACCGCGCGCAGAAGGAACGCGACUUCGAGGACCCUUACAGCGGGCCGGGCUCGUCGCUGCGCAAACUAAGGGCGCUCUGCCGCGCCGAGUAUUGCGCGCCCGAGGAGCUGCUGGUCGAGGGCGCCGCGGUCGCCUCCGCCCCCACCCCCUCGGUGGCCUCCGCUUCGCCUCAGCCCUUCCGCAGUCACAGCGAGCGCCGAGCCGCCACCCCGCCCGACUCCGCGGCGGUCAAGUACAUUUCCCCCAAGCACCGGCUAAUCAAAAUAGAGAGCAAUGAAGGUUGUAAGGGCGGCAGCGGCGUUCCCAUCACCUGGAGCCCGCCGGGAAUUGGCGGAGCCGGGCAGAAGAAGCUCAACAAGUGUGGCGAACAAGUGGAGGGCGGCGGUGGCGGUGGCGGCGUCUCCUGCGCCAAGAAGGAAAAAGUUUUAAUAGCGGAUGACUACUCUGAUCCUUUUGACGCCAAGAGUGAAGUCAACAAAACGGGCAAAGGAGAAAACACUGGCUAUAUGGAACCAUAUGAAGCUCAGAGGAUCAUGACAGAGUUACAGAGGCAAGACAAUGUGAAGCCCCAGCAAAAAGACAUCCAACUCUAUGACACACCUUAUGAACCUGAAGGCAACGGUGUGGAAUCAGAUUCAGAAAGUGCUGUGAGUCAGCGCUUAAGAGAGAGCAAGUUGCCACAAGAUGACGACAGGCCUGCAGAUGAGUAUGACCAGCCGUGGGAAUGGAAUAAGGUCACCAUUCCUGCCUUAGCAGCCCAGUUCAACGGGGGAGAAAUAAGGCAAUCUUCACCUUCUCCAUCUUCAAGUGAUCGGCGCCGACAGCUUCGGGCACCAGGGGGAGGUUUCAAACCCAUCAAACACGGUAGCCCAGAAUUCUGUGGAAUCCUGGGGGAGAGAGUGGAUCCAACUAUUCCGCUGGAAAAACAGAUAUGGUAUCAUGGAGCAAUCAGUCGGACAGAUGCAGAAAACCUCUUGCGCUUGUGUAAAGAAUGUAGCUAUCUGGUGAGGAAUAGUCAAACAAGCAAGCAUGACUAUUCGCUUUCAUUAAAGAGUAACCAAGGGUUUAUGCACAUGAAGUUGGCAAAAACCAAAGAGAAGUAUAUUUUGGGUCAGAACAGUCCUCCGUUUGACAGUGUGCCAGAGGUUAUUCACUACUACACCACAAAAAAACUUCCUAUCAAGGGAGCCGAACAUUUGUCACUCCUGUACCCUGUUGCUGUCCGGACCUUAUAAUUGUUCUGCCCGCGCUCCUUCCUGUGGAUUGGAGAUGAAGGAUGCAGCAGCGGAAGGAUCCCUCCAUCGGCUUCUGCAGCAUUUCUUGGAAGCAGAUAACCCCUUCGGCCUUUCCGGAAACAGACUGUUGUACAGUAGUAUGAGUGGAAUUGUUGCACUACUUUGCAUGUCCCGUGUGGAAAUGUUGGCUUCUAUUUAUACGAGAGAAAAUGGACUCAGGCGUAAAAGAAACGCAUCCUUUUCCAGGAAUCCCAACCCAUACUCCCAGGAAUGGAAAUCUUGCCAAACCCAAAGAAAGCCCUUCGAAACUUUCUGCCUGUGACCAACAACUUGCUCCCCUCCCAGCUGUGUUUGGGGAGAGAAUAACGGACAUUCAGACCAAACCUGCAAACGGACACGCACUCUUCUGGGAGUGGAGUGGGGGCGAAGAGAAAACCAGCUUUGCUACACCCUCCAGGCUUGGGAACUAGGUAUUACACACUCAACCCCAAAUUUGCGUCGUUGUUUUCAUGCGCAAAUUAACCCAACACGAAGACCCCCCCCUCUUUUUUUGUCAUAAUGAGGAUGUCAUUUUAAAGAUCUCAAUGAGUAAUUUUGCAAUGGCAGAAAGUGUUUGGUUAUUUAUGAAUAGGGUAUGUACUUAAAUAGUGGUUUAAUAUAUAUACAUAUAUAUAUAUAUUUUUAUUCCCCUCUCCUUUUUUGGGGAGGGGGGUACAACAAUAAAGCUCUAAGGUUUUUUGUGCCGAUUCCUAGAUUAAAGGCGGUGACUCAGUUCUGUUUUUUGUUGUGUAUGUACAAUGUAAGUGGUGAUGGUUCAGUGAUUUCCCAUGGAAGGUCAGGGUGAUGAGGGUUGAUGUUUACAUGACCAUAUUUCAGACCUAGUGACCCUUCCACAGGACAGGCUUCCUCCUGUUGAUAAUGGCUUCUGUGUGAAGAGUGGCCCCACCUCAGGGAUAUGGGGAAAACCCAUGAGUACCUUUUUCUUCUCUUCUCUUUUUUCUUUUCUUUUCUUUUCUUUUCUUUUCUUUUCUUCUCUUUUCUUUUUUGUUUGUUUCUCAAGAUUCAUAAUGAGACAAGUAGCAAAAUUUAAAUCAGGCCUACUUUCUCCCCCCCCCCCCCCCCCACACACACAAAUAUUUUGUCAUGCACAGAAAUAGGAGUAGUUACUGUACUCCACACAUCCUGUCACUUUCUUCAUAACCAUUGGAAUAAUUGCAUCAAAAGCUCCUAUCCUUCACACUGUCACUACACUUGGCUUCUACCUCAUUUAUAAAGUAUAGGCCCGUCUCUCAUCUUCUGCCAGGUCUGGCAUGUAUUCUUUUUGCCUCAUAAAACCUAUUUAAUUGGCAGCCUCUUGAUGUGUUUCUCCUUCUUCCACACCAAUGGCAGAUACAACUUACCAGGGCAUGAUUUUUUCUCUUUGCAGCAUCCAGUGAACUGGAUUUAAGGUAGGGAGAAGCACAUCAUACAGGUGUCAGGUCUGCCUCAAGCAGCCCCAGUUUACUAAAUUUGUUAAAAUACUGAGCCCAAUCGUCUGCAUCACUCUUGUUUAUAGCACGACACAUUUCUACAUUGGUGAUCUAAGUCAAGAUUCAAACUUGCGGUUUUCACUGUGUCUUUGUUGCAAUAAGACUGUAAAAUUAACAUUUUAACUAGACUGCCUUUGAAAAAUACCACUCCCUUUCAUUCAUAUGCUGGUUUAGAAGUAUAAUGGAAUAAUUGUUACUCCAGUGACUGUGUAAAAUACUGCUUUGUUGUACUAUACAAUGUGAAAAAAGUCCUCAGAUGAUCUGGUUUAUAAAUAGUAUCUUUAUUGCCUGGUUCAUUUUAGUCCCAUAUAGACCAUUUUUCAGUAUGGUAUUAAUGACAGAUUUACCUGUUGGAGGACAAUGAAAUAAAUCUCUGUAAAAUGCGUGUUGAAUUGGCUGCCACUAUUGUAACAAGAAUGUUCAGAAUAAUUUUGCAUGCCAAGUGUCCCUGUUGCUGUUGGUUUUUUAACAGAUACUGUGGGAUUUUCUCCCUAAAUGAAGUAAAAAAAAAAAAAAACAUUUUUAAAUGAAACAAAACAAAACCAAAACAGUUGAAUUCCUUCUUUAUUUUCUUCACAGCUUUUCCCCCAUAGAAUGCAUCCUUGCUCCAGAUAACUUCUAGAAUCCCCAAGGUUAGCUACAAUUUAAUAUCUCUUUAAAACAUGUAAACAAUUACAGCACAAUUGGUUCACUUAAGGUACAUUCAGCCACUGUUGGAAGUAUUUUCAUAGCCACGUUGUCAAUCUGUUGUAGAGCACAGGCUAAAUUUUGUAAAGCCCCUGAAUUCUGUGAAGAAGUUGGUGUCCAUAUACCACUCUCUGCCAGAGUACUUAAUUGUUGUGGGGGCUGUUUGUUCCUGGGCUGCUGAAAUAUCAGCAGGAGUAAGACAAGUUUUUACCCUGCCAAUAAGAUGAGAACACUCUGGUGUCCCUUUUCCAGCCACAACAGAAUAAAUCAGUUUAUUGAAGGCAUUUGUAUGCCACAAGAUGUAAUACCAAUCUCCAACAUGACUUCAGAUAAACAUUCUUCCCACUAGAAGAACUUAGAAAGCAUCAACUACUAUUCAGGAAUACCAUUAGCAGUUCUUAGGUUUGGAAUCCACUGUGCACUAACUAAGCACUUGAUACCAGGAGUAAAAGAACUUUUGAUUUUCAGACAUUGAGUUAUAGGGGAUUUACUUCAGCUUUCUCAUUUACCGUGUCUCAUUUAAGUCUUUUCUUUAUGUAAAAUUCAUUUGCCACAUCUGAACUUACCUCCUGCGGGAAUCUAUUUUAGCCUAGCCACUUACUGUGGAGAACAACAUUUCCAGUUCCUCAUGACUGUGUAAUGAUAUAGCUGUGUAAGUAUACUGUGCCACCUGAAUCACAAAAAAAAUUGAAUUGGCCCAAAGGCAAGAGGAAUCCAUGGGUGAUAACACUUGCUCCAAAACUACGACUUCUUCCAUCAUAUGCAGAUUAUCUCAUUCUUAAAUCUUUUCUUUCGAUUUUUGUGAUACACUGUCAUCUUUGACAGUCAUUUUUUUUUUUUUAUUCUGAGAAAAUAUGGACACCUGGAACUGCUAGAAAAAGCAGGUUCACCACAUGUUUCUUGGAAGUCAAUACUGGCCACUUGCAGGAGGUUAUCCAAACUGAGUUGUCUUCUCCCUCUCAAGAGAGAUUCCCCCUUUCUGAAUGUGGAACCUUCAUCUAGACUUGUCUCAUCCCUAUUUUGAAUCACUUCCCAAUACUCUAGGCCACUGUUGUCCAAA
This is a messenger RNA of Python bivittatus (Burmese python), 4728 nucleotides long. Lineage: Eukaryota; Metazoa; Chordata; Lepidosauria; Squamata; Pythonidae. The record is from RefSeq and is a predicted model, not a curated record.